AGAACAAGUUGUGUCAAAAUGGCGACGGACGAGACAUUAGUGAUCUCGUCAUGUUUAUGAUGAAUAUGUCAAAACGAAUUUCAUAUUUGUGGAAGGAUCGGUAAAGAAUGAACCGGCACCAGGUCCUCACGGGGGCCUGCAACUCCGGACAACAGUGCUAUGCAGUCGGAAGUGUAGAAGGAAUACAUUUUACGGCAUAUGCUGCAGGGUGCAACAUUGUUAUACUAGCCAGCAACUUUGAGAGGGUACAGAUCAUCCCUGGGGUCUCCCAUGGCAACAUCAAAGUCAGCUGCAUCGACUGCUCAACCGACACGGGCAAGAUUGCAGCCAGCUAUGGCAGGAAAGUCCAUAUAUUUGAACCAACUCCUCUGAUUCACGAAAGUCAGCAUGGACAUACAAAGAAACUAGACUAUCGCUGGUACAAGACUGCGACUAUUGAAACAGAAUGCUUCGUCAACUGCCUCAGUUGGAACAUGGAAGGGUCAAAACUUCUGACGGGAGGGGAGAUAAUCCAAAUCUGGCAAAUGAGCCACCGUGAUCCCAGUGAGGACGAUGCCUCCGCCAAGAGAGUCCAGUUCAGCGUUGGCCCAUCAGGAGGGGAGGAUGAUGAUCCAAUUCACACGCACUUCAGUCACGUGAUGCACCCAGAAAAGGAUCGAAGCUUUGAGCCUCAUGUGACAGAAUGGGACAGUGUGUGGAAGUGCAAACCAUCUUCUGCAGUGUUUCAUUUAAAGUUCUCUCCUGAUGGUUAUGUAUUUGCCUCAGCAGGCAAGGCUGACAGACUGGUAAAAAUCUGGUAUGAAGACAGAAAGUUGAGUCCCCAGUUGAUCCGGUCAGAUAGUAUCAGUCCCAAGGUGGAGGAACAACACUACUCAUUUGUGUACAUCUCUCACCCUCGUGCUGUCACUGGCUUCUCUUGGAGGAAAACAAGCAAGUUCAUGCCAAGAGGUUCCGUGGCCAACAUGUUGGUGACAUCCUGCUUAGACAAUGUGUGUCGGAUCUGGUGUGAAACUAUCCUGCCAGAUGAUGGUGUUCUGGACUUGGAGCAGUUUGACCCAAGUGGACAGAUGGAUCCCAAGUAUCAUACUCAUCGCCACAAGAAGAGGUUCCUGCAGAGACUUAAGACUAUAAGAUGGACAAUUAAAUUCGGGCAUGCGAUCCACAAGCGUAAGAAGCACCCGAAGUAUGGCCCUGAGACUGUGAUGAGCAUGACCAGUCUCCCCAGCAUGGGCAGUGUCCAUGAUUUCCACAAGUUCGCCAUCCACCACAACGGCGUGUCCCCGGUACUGCAUUUCCACCUCGCUGGGAGCAUCAACCCUGAAACAGACAUUCCACUUCAGCCAAUUAUCGGCAACAAGGGCGACGUGGAUCACAACUUCAAGAUCCACUGGCUGAACAACAAGGAGCUGCAGUUCACUAUAGAAGCUGAGCACAUCCUGCAGGAUCUCCACAAGCAGAUGCUGUUUGAGGAGAGCCACAAGGAGGAGGUCCACACCAGCCAUGAAUUUGACAGCGAGGAGCACGAACAUGAACACGACCAUGAGGAUGACCAUGAGGACCAGGAAGCUGACAAGGAUGAGACAGGUCAUGGUAAGAAGAAGAGGAACAAAUUCUUUAAAAGAAAACACAAGCACAAGAACUUCCAUAAGGACAACAAGAGCCUUGGGAGCCACACAGACAGCAUGUCAAGCAUGUCGUCAGAAGAGGGCACUGGCAGCUCCACAGACAUCUCAAGUUCGAUAGUGGAGUCGUUGGAUCGGAAGAUCGAGGUGCUGUUACGAGACUGGCAUCAAAGCUCUGACAUGUUGUUCAGUAUACACCCAGUCGAUGGCAGCUUUCUUGUGUGGCUAGUUGACUGGCUGGAUGAGUGUAAUCCAUAUUGUUUCCGUCAAGCACAAGUCAGCUUCUCGUCUCGGCUGCCAAAUGCAUUCCCCAUCCCUGACGCUCGCACCAUGGCCAGCAACGUCCUCAUGUACUGCAACUACAGCAAGAUGGACAUCAAGUCAGCCAUGAAGAUGAGUGAAAGUAAAGUGUCCAUGAUGGAACAAGAAGGCUUUGUUCGUCACAGUGGACAGCCUGCAACAGCCACGGGAAAGAACUCUCCCGGUCAGAACGACAAUAUGUUGAUUCCAAACGUACUUAUGAUUUCAAAGCACAGCAAUGGAAGCAUUAAUCAGUGGCAGAUUAGUUUCUCAGAUAACUCCAAGUUCCAGACUAUUGUCAGUGUAGCGCAUGCUUCUAGAGCGUGUGGUCAUCGAUUCCGAACAAACUCUGCAGCGUGUCACCCAGUGUUACCGUUGUUGCUUACAACAUCCCAUCACAACAUUCCUGAGGAGGACUCUCCAGAGAAAGAUUCUGCAACAGAGGAUGAUGGAGAAAGUCAUGGGUUCUCAUUCUGUAGUGAACUGAUUCUUUGGAGAGUCGACCCGGUCGGUCCGUUGUCCAAGUCUGGAGGAAUCGUUGAGCUGGCCAGGAUUAAUGCUCCUCCCAUCUCAGCAUUCUCCAAUGUGGCAUGGGUGCCAACUCUGUUACCUAGCACCUCGCUGGGGUCCUACAGUAACUCCCCCAGUGCACUGUUCGUGGCAUCAGAUGGAAACUGUCUGAGACUUUACCAAGCUGUGAUAGAUGCCAGGACUCUUCUCAUGGAUGCUUCAGUGCAGAGGAAAGAUCAAGCCCUAAGCUUCUCAAGUACAACAAGUUCUAGUUACCAUGGUGACAUGGGUUCUCCAGUUCGGGCUGCUAGUGAAGUGUUCAACAUCGUCAGUCAGCAGUCGUCGGCUCGACCUGGAUGUAUCAUGGAACUGCAGGGGAUCAACGAUGCCCAGCAGGAUUGGCAGAACAUCCAGCUCCUUCAUGUGUUCCAAGAACAGCUUGUGACGGGACGCUUCUCCCCCAGUGAAACAGGCGGCCCUAACAUGGAGGCCAUCGUGGACCUGAGGAACAUGAGCUCCUUCGAGGAGAACUUCUACCUGGUGGUGCUGGAGCGGAAUGUAAGUGGGGGCUCCAUGCUCCAUAUGUGGAAGAUCACCAUCUCCUCACAAGUUGCAUGUGUUGGUCAAGACACAUAGUCCAUGGAUGACUGUGGAGUACGGUUCCUGCUGGCUAUGCGGCAUCACAUCUACCUCCUGGGUACACUGCCACCCCUCCAGAAGCUGGCCCUGCAGAGACAGGGACUCAAGUCCUUCCAGCUGGUCUGGGCAUUCCAUUCUGAAGCUACUGAGGAGCUGCUAUCCUUCAUCCCCAGCAUGCAGAAGGGGGAGCCAACAUGGGAGGAGCUGAAACAGUUCGGUGCCGGAUGGUGGAUCACCAACAUCAGCCAGCUCAAGAAGUGUAUUGAGAAGGUUGCAAAAGCUGCCUUCCAGGCAAAGAAGGACCCUCUGGAUGCCGCCAUUUUCUUCCUGGCAAUGAAGAAGAAGAAUGUCUUGUGGGGACUGUACAGAUCGGUGAGUGACAAGAAGAUGCAGACGUUCUUCAAGAACGACUUCACACAGGAUAGAUGGAGAAAGGCAGCACUGAAGAACGCCUUUGCUCUCUUGGGUCGCCAGAUGUUCCAGCAGGCAGCAGGCUUCUUCUUGCUGGCGGGAUCACUCAAAGAUGCCAUUGAGGUAUGCCUGGAGAAGCUCCAUGACAUCCAACUGGCUCUUGUCAUCAGCCAUCUGUAUGAUGGAGAGGACAUGAUGUCGGACAGUGCCAAAAAGAUCAUAUAUGAAAACAUCCUAGGCUGUGAUGAGAAGGGCUUGAGCUGUGACAGCCUCAAAGCUCAUCCAGAUCCUUUCCUCAGGAGUAUGUCUUUAUGGAUGCUGAAAGACUACAAAGGAGCCCUUCAGACUCUGAUGGAAGUCAACAUUGGACGGCCACAAAUGGAUCAUGAACAGUUUGAUUUGGACUCAUCCACAGUUACUCCAAAUGUGUUUAACUUCUAUAACUAUCUCAGGACUCAUCCCCUGCUUCUGAGACAGAGACUGGCAUGUGCGUCAUUAGGUCGACGAAAAACGGUGAUGACGGGUUUCACUCGGGCCGAGAGUGUAGCUGUGCAGGACAACAGCAUCACAACCAUUGACCGGGUCACACCAACAGAGAGGAGGCUGUUCUUCUCAACAGCCCAUGCUCACUUCAAGAAUGGCUGCCCCCUGAUGGCCUUGGAGGUUUUGUCUCGGUUACCUCCAAUGGUUGAAGAUGCAGAGGAGGGCAAGAAAAUGUACUCCUUAGACAAGCACAGGAAUCCAUCAAAUGUGAGCUGUAUCAGUACUGGGACUUUGUCAGAGCUGGAUGAAUCCAGCACUGGUAUGAAUGACUGGAGCACGCCCAUCUCUGGUAACCUGAAAACUAUGAACAAAGAUAUGAAUGGACCAUUGACAAAUGGCAAAUCUGAUACUGCUGACAAUAUGGACUGGGGUACACCUGUGACUUUCAGUAUCGGGAAUAAAAAGGCCAAUGACAUGGAUUGGGGAACUCCGUCAUUUGGUGUCAGAUUUGAUGAUGAUAUAGAUAGUGAACUGGCUAUGAUAGGACAAGCAUCAGAAGAAGAGGAAGAAGACGAGCCCUACAUUGAGCCCAAGACAGUGUUCAAUAAUAGUGGGAAUGUGCCACAGAGUGAAACCAAUGACAGUUCCGCGCCAACAGAGUCCACCCCUCAGAAGCUGGACAUUAUGGCCCAACAGUAUAAGUUCAUUGCUUGUCUCAAAGUGUUGAUGGAGGAACUUGGAACUCUGGCAACCGGGUUUGAGGUUGAUGGUGGCCAACUGCGCUACCAGCUCUAUAUAUGGCUGGAGAAAGAAGCCGAGGUCCUCCGAGUCCUCUGCAACUAUGGUCAGCAGGAGGAAGAACUGCCAGAAACCAACAUGGAUGCUAGUAGAGAUUCUGAUGAGUUCCUGGAUGUGCCCAAGUUUGGUCGAUCAUUGUCGGUAAAGUCUGACACGUCUGCAAGCAAAGCAUCUCUACAUGAAGUCAUAAUCGCCGACAAACUGGAUCUGGAAGCCAAGAUGGAAAGAAUGGCACGAAGGAAACAGUGGUUGAAAAACAACCAGCAGCUUCUGAGGACUCUUCUCAGUUACUGUGUCCUGCAGGGCUCGGGGGGUUGGGGACUGGCUUCUGUGAGGAUGGAGCUGUUGCUGCUGCUGCAGGAGCUCCAGCAGGAGAAGCCCCAGCAGCAGCUUCUUUCCCCGCUCCCCUUCCCGACCACCCUGCCCCUCCUGUCAGCCAGUAUAGCCAGCUCAAAGACUGUGGUGGCUGAUCCAAUCCAUUACCUGCAGUGCUUGUCCCAAGACAUCCUACACACCAUCAUAGAAAUCCCCAUCCCACCCAGUCUGGGGACAGAUGUUGGAAAUGUGUUCUUGUUAAGAAACCUUGCAGUUGCAUUGUCCUCAUGUAUAUACCAGUGUCUCUGUGAUAGUGACAGCUUUGUUGUGUCCCUCAAUGAUGAAGAUGUUGGACUCGAAGGUUUUACGGGUCCAAACUUUGUGUGCCAAGCAAGCUACUUGAUGGCUGGGGUGAGACGGCAGCGCCAUCGAGGAAUCGGCUCAGGGGAUGCGGUUAUCAACUCACAGCCAUCAAAGUGGCCAGGAGUGACAUCUCUCCGAGUGUUGCUUGCAAGAGAAAAAGACGAAGAUGCCCCGAAACUGAACAUCCUUCUGUGCGAGUCCUUGUUGUCUGUGUAUGUGAGCAUGUUGAUCAAUGGCUUGGCUACGUACGACCCACUCAUGCUGUACCGCCUGGCUGCCCAUGUGUUUGACCAGCAGACGUGGUCAGCGUUGUUUGGAGGGGGAGUGAAGACUGUCAUGAGAUCCAACAAUAAUCCACCAAACCAUUCUUCUGCUGAUGACAACGCUAAACAGCGUCAUCGGCUAAACAUGAAGCUGAUAGGACCAUCCCCUGGCUUCACUAAACCCUCAGAUGUGAGGGAGACAUUCCAGGAGAAGUUCCUGCCUCCAGAACUCAGCAUGAUCACCUACUUCAUGACCAAGCCAUUUGUCCCAAGCUCCGAGUCCAUCAUCAGCUAUGACUCUGAAGACUCCAUGUUGUCUGAUGUGCCCGAACAGUGUGACACAGAGGAUGAAGAUGAGGUGGACAGGCCAAAUACACUGAACCUGACCACCGUACAGCAACACAGUGACCCCAACUCCUACACGUGGUGUCUGAUCCGCUACGCUACAAUCCACCUGGUGCUCCACAACCUUCAGCUCUUCUUGCCACAGAUCGGGAUCGAGCUCCCAGAGUUGCCCAACUGCUCCCCGCUUCUCCAUGCUGUCAUGAAGACCCUGGAACAGUGGGAUGAGUUCCUCUUGGGCCGCCUCGAGUUGUUCUCAGGGCCCCCUGACAACUACAUCCCCGGCCUCUACCUGGACGUCAUCGGUGGAGUGCCGCACUCCAAGGUCCAGGCACUCCUUGACCCUGCCAACACUCCCUUUGUUGCCGGACCGGCAACUCUGCCAAUAAAGCGGCUUUGGUUCCAGUUGGUGAGGCAAGACUACUUAAAGGAUAUCUUCCUCCGUUACAUCUACCGCAGGAAGAAGAAUAUUGUCGACAGUGAAGUGGAUUCCAUGAGAACAACCAGCACAGAACAAAACGACACCUUGAGGGCUCCAGACCCCAUGAAGAUCAUACACAAGGAACAGGACAUCAUCACAGCAUUUGCCAAUAACCAGAGUUCUUCCGGCUGGGCAAUCUAUCCGGGAUUCGGGGGCUCUACCAGGAAUUCUUUGACAUUGGCCAACCUCAACUGCAUUACUCUGUCAACACAGAAGGAGAUUGUAGAGCUUGACAUCGGCGCAAUCCUGCACCCUCCCACAUGGCUGGAGGACGAGACUGAGUAUGACAUCGAGUGUAUCCGCAACCCACACCCCACACCAUCUGAUGUCCCAGACUUCCUGGUGGUGCAGACCCCACAAGAUGGGCCCAUGCUCCCCCAGAGUGGCUCUCAAACACCCAGCACUCCUUACUACCCCUCCACCCCAGGCUCCAUGUCUGUUGGGACCCCACAGGCCCAGACAGGCCGUGGGUCUAGCGUGAAACCAUUUUCAAAACAGAUCUUGCGGCGGCAGGUUGUCGGAGUACUCCGUAUGGGAUCCCAUCCCCAUCUCCCUCACUAUCUGAGUGGUAGUGCCGAUGGUAGUGUGAGGCUAUGGGAAUGGGGCCAUGCACAGCCUCUAACUGUCCUCAGACAACAAGGAUCCUUCCCCAAGGUCACCAAGGUGCUGUUCAAUGCUCAGGGCAACAAGUGUUGUGUAAGCGACAUAGAGGGAUCCAUCUGUCUGUGGCAGGUUGGCCUUGGCAGCAACUUCAACAAACCAAUAAUGAGCUUGAGCUGUCAUAACAAGACCACCAGUGACUUCACAUUUGUGGGUUCAUCAAGUCUGAUAGCCACAGCAGGCCACUCGUCAGAGAGCAAGAAUGUGUGUCUGUGGGACACACUGCUGCCUCAGCGCAGUGCCCUGGUGCAUGCGUUCACCUGCCAUGAACAUGGGAGUCCUGCUGUCGUGUACGCCCCACAACACCAGAUGCUGAUCAGUGGCGGCAGGAAGGGAGAAAUAUGUAUUUUUGACAUGCGUCAGAGACAGAUGCGACACACAUUCCAAGCUCACGAUGGACCAAUCAAAUGUCUCGCUAUGGAUAGUGAAGAGGAAUACUUCGUCACAGGAUCUGCAGAGGGCGAUGUCAAGGUCUGGGGCCUUGAUAUCCACCAACUCUUGUUCUCCUUCCCUGGAGAGCACAGCAAGAGCACCUUCUUCAAGAAUGUGGGGUCCACGUCAGGGGUUGCCCAGGUGUCUCUGGGCCCAGGUCAUCACCUGUUCUCGUGUGGGGUGGACGGCUCCAUGAAGUUCAGGCAGUUGCCAGAGAAAGAUAUCAUCGUCCAGACCUGGCCAUCUUGACCAGCAUGCUGAUGUAGAUAUUUGAAGACAUGGUGAAGUCAUGUACUCUCACUUGUAUGUGGAUAAUGUAGAAAGUGGUGUCACAAAGACUGGAGGCUAGGAAUUAUGUUCGUCUUUGAAAAUGAUUGAUGAUCAUGUAAUUUAGGAAACCUUCCUGGUCACUUGAAGAUCAUACAAGCCAGGAUGGUGUAGAGCAGUUCCAAAAGGCUGCAGUGAGCAUUAAGGAUGACGUUUUCAUGCAGGCUGAAUUGAUCUUGGUUUAGAUUUGGGAAGAUCAGAUUAUUGUAUGUAGCUGUAGAUUAUGAAGGUGAUUGUGACUAGGAUGUGUACUAGCUCAUUUUAUUCGAUCUUUGACCAUCAUAGACAGAAUGACCAAGUUCUAGAUUACUUAAGCUGAUUGUGACCAGAACGGUGUACCAGCCCAUUUUAUGGGGUCCUUGUCCAUCUUAGAGAGAAAGCCAAAUAGGUUAUACAUUUGAUGGCUUUAGUGAUUCUAGAUGACUAGACAACAGUAUUGUCAGUGGUAUAACACUGGGUAAUAGUAACAUCAUUACAGUAUACUAUAUUCAUUACAACUUUCUAGCUGAAGUGUGUGUCAUUGUGUCCUGCUGCAAAGUUUUCUUUUGGUAUGAUUUGAGAUGAGGUAGUAAGAACAGAAUACACAGUGAGGUGUAAUGUUUAGAUAAUCUUUUUUGAAAUAUAUUGUAGUUUAGGGGUAAGUAUCAACAAAGUAACUUCAUUGUGAUUUAGGAAUAUAGUACAGAAUAAGCUGUUAUACAUUGCUGUUGAUGUGUUAGGGAUGCUGUGCACACACAGAGCAUCUGAACUCUACAGUGAUUGGAGGGUUGUGAUAAAUAUGCUAUAUUUUACUUCAUGGUAUGAUGUGGACAGUAUUAGUCAAUUGUUGAGUGUAUUGAUGUGUUUGAUAUAGAAAUAGGUCAAUUUUUAUGGAUAGAUGUGAUAUCCUAGAGUAGGCACAUGUGACACCAAAUGGGAAAUAUUAAUUGAAGAGUAGUUGGAAACAAAUAGUAUCUUUGAAUGUCUUAUCUAAGUAUGUUCCCAAAAGCAGAUUCCAAGUUAAAAGAAUUAGCACUGAAAAAUUAUUGCCUUAAUAAUAAAUAACGACAGCAACACUAAUAGCAAUAAUAUUAAUAAGAAACAAAAAAUUUAGUGACUUGUGUUAGUGGAUUGAAAUGUCACUCUGAAGGAAAUAAUUAAGUUGAUCUUCUUCUGACAAAUUUUGACCUGAUGGGGCUUCAAACUAUGGAUGCCAAAAUGGAAACAUUAUUCAUGAAAACUCCUGUGCAAUAGGCAUCUUACUGGUAUGUAGAAGCUGUUCUUGGAUAUUACACAUUAGUGCCCUAUUCAGUUACCUCAUGUUCAUUUUAUUCCACUGUCAUAGGAACCGUGUAUAUACAAGCUGAACUUGUAAUGUACAAACUGGUGGUCGAUCACAUUUACUGUUUAAGGAAUAAGCGUAGAAUUGAUAUAAACCCUCAUUAUUGCUUCAUAAAGUAUAUUCUUGUCCCCUUUUCUGUUUGUUUAUAUUAUGUAUAUAUUAUAAUACUCAGAAAUAUACUUUCUCCAAUUAAUUCUGUAAUCUGUAAAUUUCAUUUGAUGAAAUGGUAUGAACUGCUUGUAAUGUGAUUUCCUCUCUUUGAUCUCAUGUGCAAUAUAUUGUAAAUACAGGCACCAAUGUAUUGAGUUGCACAGUGUUGUACAGAUUGGAGGUGAAGUGUGCACUCUGGGCCAGUUGGCUUCAACAGUAGAGAGUUCGCUGACAAACUUUCUAGUCAUUUGUACAGAAUUCUUUCACUCUCUUUCUGUAUUUUAUUCUCUUUAUUGUUUUAUAUCCCUAGAUUUUAUUUUGUCUGUAUAUUUUAUAUAGCCAUGCUCUCACAAUGGAAAUGAAUAUUUUGUUUAAGCUCAGCCUUUCUCUUCUCAAUAUAAUUGUAUACAUUUUGGGACUUAAAAGUUAUGUGAAUAAUUUUAUUUAUAUUUGAUGAUGAAAUGUUACAGAGUGAUCCCCCUUUUCCCACCAGUCGGCCAUGUUGUUAUCAUUUUCAUCAGGACACAAUAUAAUGGACCCUGAGUAUUAUCGAUUGAAUGUCUGAUAAACAUCUAUAUGUUUUUUCAUUGUAGAAAGCAUAAUAGAGUCUGUUAUACAUGUUUGUAAGAUAAUAUUUCACUUUUUCACAGGAUAUGAGAUAGAUGUUGCCCCUGUGCAGGGCUUGUAGUGGUUUGUGAUCUGCACCAGUUUUGAUGUUGAAACAUUGUUACUUGUACAGACCUGCUGUUUGUGUAGAAGAUCGCUAGUUGUUUACUAGAUGUUUAUGAACAUUGGAAGUGCAUUGACAUCAAGAUUUACCUUCCCAUAUGAAAACAUUACAUACAACAGGAAUGUACUCAUUUGAGUUAGAAAGUGUAAUAGGGAGUCACAUACAAUCAGUUACUGAGAGUCAGGUGCCAGGUCUGAUAGAGUCCAGUAUUCCUACAGUCUAAAAUUUGUGGUUUCCAGUGGCAGAUUCAAAUGGGUCCUGAUGGUACAUGUCCUGGGUUAAUUUUCUCCCCAACAUCUCAGUCUAUCAUGACAAUGUGUGCACAUCAAAAUCCUGGGUCUGCCUUUCAUCUCCAAUAUAUUCUGAUGUGAUUUUGAUAUACUGAUAUACAGGAUAUUUCUACCCAAUCUGAUUAAAAGGCUCAUAAUACACUGUUAUUGACAUUCUGUUUUAAGGUCUUCUACAGUCUGUUAUGUACAGAUUGUUGUUUAGUCUUGUUUACAGAUUGUUAUAUAGUCUGUUAUGUAGUCUAUGUACAGUCUGGUACCUUCAGAUUUACAUAUGGUCUAAUACAGUCUGAUAUAUGGUCUUAUAUAAAACCUGAUAUAUGGUCUUAUAUAAAGCCUGAUAUAUGGUCUUAUAUACAGUCUGAUAUAUGGUCUUCUUAUAUACAGUCUGAUAUAUGAUCUAAUAUACAGUCUGAUAUAUGGUCUAAUAUACAUCUGAUAUAUGAUCUAUAUACUGUCUCAAACAUGGCCGUGUAUACAGUCUGAGAAAUGGUCUCAUAUACAGUCUGAUAUAAAGUCUUAUACACAGACUCAUAUGUGAUUGUACACACAGUCUGAUACAUAAACACAUCCUAUAUAUAGAACAAUUGUACUAGUUGGAGUCUUAGAUGCACAUGUAGAUCGUAUCACUCCAUGUCCUUUACAAACAGGUUGUUCAUUACCCCUGAGGGAUAUAAUAGUUCUCUUAUGUAAGAAGGAUGAAGCAUCUCUAUAUAUUUACAGUUAUUUACGUAAUUGACUAAUUGCCCUUGGUGCAUCCUGAUUGGUGAUAAUGAAGUAGGCAUCUCUAUAUAAAUAGUUGUGUUUUGAUCUAACGGCCCAGUGUUUCCUGGUAAUGGGUGACAAGGAAGUAGGCAUCUCUGUUUAAACCAUAUAGCCCCAGGUGUGUCCUGAUAAUGAGGUAGGUAUCUAUAUAUAUGCUGUUAGCCUAACAGUCCCAGGUGUGUCCUGAUAGAUAAUGAAUUAGGCAUCACUAUAUAAAGAGUUGUCUAACAGCCCCAGGUGUGUCCUGAUAGAUGAUAAUGAAUUAGGCAUCUCUAUAUAAAGAGUUGUCUAACUGUCCCAGGUGUGUCCUGAUAGAUGAUAAUGAAUUAGGCAUCUCUAUAUUACAGUCCAGGUUCUGAUAGGGGAUAAUGCCCUUUGAAUAGAGUGUAAUCAACAGUUGAUCUGCAAUGUGAUAAGCUGUUGAGCAGAGGUGAACAUACCUGGUAUAGUACUGUGUUUGGUAGUUUGUACCUAUUUAUCAUGUUUUGUAUAUAGUUAAUGAAGUAGGGAUGUAUACACCAUGGUCUGAAUGAGUGCGAUCUGCAUCUAUGAUGUACAUGUUCAAGGCUCCAUUUCAAGGUUGUAAACUUCUUUCGUUACUUCUGUGAUACAGUGUGAAAGUUAGAACAGUGAGUCUCUACACCCGAUGUUCUUGUACUAUAUGUAUUGCAGCCAGUUCCACAUAUAUUGAUGUUAAUGCUCUGGAUUCAGCAUGGUAGGUUUACUUCAAUUAAGAUGAUGACAUGACAUGUUCUGACAACUGCAAAUGUGACCCGUACAGAUUGCAUCUGUCAUGUUGAGAGACAGUUAAUGUUGCACAGUUGCAUCUUAAAGAAGAAGGGAUGGGGUGGUUAAUGUUGCACAGUUGCAUCUUGAAGAAGGGACAGGGUGGUUAAUGUUGCACAGUUGUAUCUUAAAGAAGAAGGGACAGGGUGGUUAAUGUUGCACAGUUGUAUCUAA
This is a messenger RNA of Haliotis rubra (blacklip abalone), 12159 nucleotides long. RefSeq names its product dmX-like protein 2. Gene Ontology annotation, biological process: vacuolar acidification. Lineage: Eukaryota; Metazoa; Mollusca; Gastropoda; Lepetellida; Haliotidae. Gene Ontology annotation, molecular function: protein binding. The record is from RefSeq and is a predicted model, not a curated record. Gene Ontology annotation, cellular component: RAVE complex.